Messenger RNA from Pyrus x bretschneideri (Chinese white pear), 2845 nucleotides. RefSeq names its product beta-glucosidase BoGH3B-like. The record is from RefSeq and is a predicted model, not a curated record. Gene Ontology annotation, molecular function: beta-glucosidase activity. NCBI's taxonomy places the organism in Eukaryota, Viridiplantae, Streptophyta, Magnoliopsida, Rosales, Rosaceae. The coding region runs from base 965 to 2599 and encodes 544 amino acids. The transcript is spliced from 10 exons. Gene Ontology annotation, biological process: glucan catabolic process.
CAUGUACAAAGAUCCAACCCAACCAGCGGCUGCUCGAGUUGGGGACCUUCUUAGCAGGAUGACUCUUGAAGAGAAGAUUGGUCAGAUGGUGCAGAUUGAUAGGAGUGUUGCCUCUAUCGAUGCUAUGAAAACUUACUUCAUUGGUAUGUAAUGUAUCUAUUUCAAUACAACCUUCAACUUUGUUUGAUGUACACCAACAUAAAUUGAUUGAUUUCUAGUGUUUGUCUCAUACUGUCCGCAUUUCAUUCCUGUUAUAUCUUCAAAGCAAGCCGUUAAGUGACUUUUUAUGAUGGCACAACACAAUUCUUGUAUAUCUUUCUUGUGGAUUUUAUCUUAUUAAGAAAGGAACUUACGCAUGAGUUGGGGUGUUCUCUAGUGAUUUAAUUUAUAUAUACGGAUAAAAUGGUUGAAGUAGCAAAACAAAGGGGUGCAGUUGGUUAAAAAAAAACCCUGGAAUUGGGGUUAUUCUGCAUCGAUAAUGUCUGUGCAUAGGGUGUUUGAGAUGUCAUUAUUAGGAUUUUAUUCUUACCGUGCAAUUUUCCCUAAGCAUAUGUCUAGAAUCCUGCCUUGGUGUCACCAAAAACCGCACAUUACUUUUUUUGUUGCAUUUCUAUCUUUGUACAAACUAAACAGGAAGUAUCACUUUGACUCUGGAGGCAGCAAGGACAUAUCCUCCUAUGAGAUUGGUUCUUCUGUAUUCAAUUAACAAGGCUUCAGAUUGUUCUCCUUUUCCCCCAUUCUUUGUUGCCUUGGAGGGAGUAAGACUUUCGGUAAAGAGAAAAAUAUUGAAUACACUGAGAUGAUACGACAAUGGAGUGAGGAUGUGUUCUGAUUUGGGCAGGUAGUGUAUUGAGCGGUGGUGGCAGUGCACCACUUCCAGAAGCUAGUGCUGAAGACUGGGUUAACAUGAUUAAUGGAUUUCAGAAGGGAGCUCUAUCUAGUCGUUUGGGCAUUCCGAUGAUCUAUGGCAUUGAUGCUGUUCAUGGACACAAUAAUGUCUACAAUGCUACAAUAUUUCCGCAUAAUGUUGGGCUUGGAGCUACCAGUACACAGGGACCCUGAACUGGUACGAAGAAUUGGUUCUGCAACUGCUCUUGAAGCCCGAGCUACAGGGAUUCCUUAUGUAUUUGCUCCUUGCAUUGCGGUAUGUAGAGAUCCAAGAUGGGGCCGGUGUUACGAAAGCUACAGCGAAGAUCACAAAAUUGUGCAAGAAAUGACGGAGAUUAUUCCAGGUUUACAGGGAGAUAUCCCUGCAAAUUCUCAGAAAGGAGCGCCAUAUGUUGGUGGAAAUAAAAAGGUUGCAGCUUGUGCAAAGCACUUCGUUGGUGAUGGUGGCACGAGCAAGGGCAUUAAUGAGUACGACACUGUGAUUAACCAACAGGAAUUGCUUAGCAUCCACAUGCCUGCCUAUUCUGACUCCAUCAUCAAGGGUGUCUCAACCGUGAUGAUUUCCUACUCCAGUUGGAAUGGGGAAAAGAUGCAUGCAAACCGUGAUCUAAUUAUGGACUUCCUCAAGGGCACCCUUAAAUUUAAGGGUUUUGUUAUAUCAGACUGGGAGGGUAUUGACAGGAUUACCUCGCUGCCACAUUCAAACUACACAUACUCUGUCCAAGCUGCAGUUCUAGCUGGAAUUGACAUGGUCAUGGUCCCUAUCAACUAUAAAGAAUUCAUUAAUGAUCUCAUUAACCUGGUCAAGAAUAACGUUGUCCCAAUGGAUCGUAUUGAUGAUGCUGUGGGAAGGAUUCUGCUUGUCAAGUUCACCAUGGGUCUUUUUGAGAAUCCGUUGGCUGAUUUCAGCCUAGUCAACGAGCUUGGAAGCCAGGAUCAUAGAGAUUUGGCAAGGGAGGCUGUCAGAAAAUCCGUUGUGCUUUUGAAGAAUGGGAAAAGCGGGAACAUUACAGAUCCAGUCAUACCUCUUCCCAAGAAGGUGUCUAAAAUUCUAGUCACCGGCAGUCAUGCUGAUAAUCUGGGCUACCAAUGUGGUGGAUGGACAAUUGCAUGGCAAGGAUUCAGUGGCAACAAUUAUACAACCGGGACUACGAUCCUUGGUGCUAUAAAAUCAGCAGUCGACUCAAGCACAGAAGUUAUCUACAAUGAGAAUCCUGAUGGUAAUUUUGUAAAGUCCAACAACUUUACAUAUGCCAUCGUUGUGGUUGGCGAGCAUCCUUAUGCUGAGACUGCAGGAGACAGCCCAAACCUAACGAUGGUGGAACCUGGCCCAAGUGUCAUCAGCAAUGUGUGUGAAAGUGUCAAGUGCAUUGUUAUCUUAAUAACUGGCAGACCUAUUGUAAUAGAACCAUAUAUUUCCUCGAUUGAUGCUCUGGUGGCAGCAUGGUUGCCAGGCUCUGAAGGCCAAGGCAUUACUGAUGUCCUUUUUGGGGAUCAUGGAUUCAGUGGAAAGCUUCCAAGAACAUGGUUCAAAACUGUCGAUCAACUCCCAAUGAAUGUUGGUGAUUCACACUAUGAUCCACUUUUCCCGUUUGGGUUCGGACUGGAAACUGAGUCAGUAAAGGAGCUUGUAACAAGGUCGACCUCAGCUGGUGUUGUUGCAAGGCCACGCAUACUUAUCGUCAUGGUUGCUCUGAUUCUCAGCUUAUAGUUUAGAGUUUCAGGAAGCUUUUACUAAUGGUAGAUUCCUACAGCAAUUGGAUUUGUUGACGGACAUAGUUUAUGGUAGAAGGAAGGGAAAAGCUUUGAGUUGAUUAGAUUAUGGCGCCCACAAAUUCUGGUUAACAAACAAAUUAUAAGCUUUCAUUGUCGAGCCAUUUUAACGAUUACAAUUUACAUGUAGCAAAUUUGAAUAAUAAAUUAAAUUGAUUUUUGUUUUGAAAUUCUUCAGUGAAAA